AUGUCGGGCUUCAUCGAUGAGACCCAGUUGUCCGUGGACAGGAAAACUACUCAGGAACGCAUCGGCAACGGAUCCAAAGUGUUGAGGGGUUUGGUCCACGUUACUGGGGAUCUGUGGAAUGUCACUGUCGCCAAUGAGGAGGUCAAGCAAAAACUACUUAAUGAAGAUCUGGUGCUUAAUGGAGUAAACUGUGCGGUUUAUGAAGUUGAGCAAUCCAGAACUUUGGUUAAGGUGAAGAGCCCCUAUGAGAUUCCGGAUGAACGGAUAGGAGCUGCUCUCAAACAGUUUGGAACGGUGCACUCUGUCGAACGAGAAUGCUACCUGUUCGACAGAACCUUGCAAAAUGGGCAAGAAGGUCAUUUCCAAAAGAAUUGUCCUCAAAAUCUGGACACUGAGAGUAGCGACAAUGGGAUAAGUAGUGGAGAUGAAGAUGACAUAGCAGUUGCGAUGGAUGAUAAUGGUAAUGAUAAGGACGAUGGUAAUAAGGACGACGAGGAUUUGAAUAAUGAUGAUCAUGAGCACGAAGAUAAUGACGGAAUGGAUGACAGUGAUGAUAACACGGAUGAUAGUAAUGAGGCUGAGGAUGAUUGUGAAAUGGUUAAUGGGGAUACGGAUGGUGGACAGGAGAGUAGCAAUGAUGUAGUGGGUAAUGAUGAUAAAAAUGAGGUGAAUGAGGCAGAGGACGGGAAGGAUAAAGAUGCUAUGGAUAAUGGUAAGGACGGGCAGGAGGGUGGUAGGAAUGAAGGGGGUAAAGAGGAGGAAAAUGAUGUGGACAAAAAUGCAGAUGAUGGUAUUUCAUCAGCUUCUAGCCAGGUCAAACAGGAGGAAGUAUCGUUGGGUUUCACUGAACCGUUGGUUCCGUACAGCUCGACCGGUCAGUCUGCCGAGCAAGACUCUUCACAAGACUUGUGGAGUCAGCCAUUUACCUGUUCCCAGCCAAUUGCAAAACAAGAUGUAAAUGAGUCCUUAUGGAGCACCCCAAAAGACCAAGUUAGCGGCAUUGAAGCCUCUGGAUCGGUUAUCCCCAUGGACGACACGACGUCGGAAAUGGAUGAUUCCCUUCCGGGAGAAGACCUAGACGAGUCAAUGCCGACAUACGCUAACGAUCAAGGCGAGGUUUUAGUCCCUGUCUCCACUUCUUUAGGAGUCCAUUAUCGGACCAUGCGCCGCAACUCAAAAAUUGAGAAAGUCAGGAAGCAGAGGAAAGUAAUUUACCUGUCCCAGGAGGACUUUGCUGCACGCAAGGCUGCCCUGUACAAAAAGUCGAGAAAAACAAAACUUAAAUAG
Liolophura sinensis is the source of this 1287-nucleotide messenger RNA. RefSeq names its product germ cell nuclear acidic protein-like. Bases 1 to 1287 code for a protein of 428 amino acids. NCBI's taxonomy places the organism in Eukaryota, Metazoa, Mollusca, Polyplacophora, Chitonida, Chitonidae. The record is from RefSeq and is a predicted model, not a curated record. The transcript is spliced from 3 exons.